UUACUGCAGAUGAACUGUUCGUUGAAAUGUCUCUUUGUUCCCAUCUCCUACGUUAUGGCCCAUGUGGUAACUUUUCUUUGACUCAAUACUCUGUUUCCAUUUUCAAGUUUCUUCCCACAAGUCAUAACAAUAUGAAUAGAAUAAUAUUCUAAGAUGUUAAGAGUCAUGUAAAAGAUAAAGAAUAUAUAUUUCUUGCCAAUGGGGCCAUGUGAUUCAUGAAAGAACUGUGGAGAGACGGUCAACAACUCCGACUUGUUUGUUCUAUAUACAUCCACACAUUAUUCAACAAAUAUUCCUUUUCCUUCUUCCUUAUUAUUAAUCAUCCCAUUCCAUCUUUAGUGGUUAAAAUUCAUGGAUAUUGAAUAGAACCAUCAGCUAAUCUAAUACAAAUACAAUAUAGGUUACUUUAUUUUUUAGAGGCAAAAACGCUUUUGUCACUUUGUCUAUUUUGACUUGUAUAAUAUAUGUAGAUCUUUUUUUUUUUUAAUUGUAUUGCCGAUUUGGUUGGAAAUUAGACGACUCGUAGGGUCUUUUGUACACACUGGUGACUGGCUUUUUUGACACGAGUCGACUCUCCUUCUCACCACCAUUUCCGUGAACACAUGAGCCAAUACCCAACUUUUCUUCCUGAUUUGAAACCCACCACGCUUAAUUUGUUCCCUUUCAAUGUUAAAAGCUUCCUCCUUGCUGAAAGAUAGUGGAAGUUUCGCAAGUUUUAUUGUUUCCCAUGUCAUCUUACAGGUGAAGAAUGUCCUCAGAUUUUUGAGGCUAUCUCUGUUUAAAAGUUAAACCUGAAGUUUUAUUUAUUAUUUAUUAUUAUAGGUUUUGAUGAGCAAUGCGGUUUCUGCUUCGAUCAGUUGAAAGCAUUUCCUUUAAGUCCUCUGUUUUCUAGUUAUCCUGUGAGCUACUUAGGAGAAAAGGUCAGCUUUGUGGUUGGUAACUUUGAGACAAAUGGGAUUUGGAGUUGGUAGUAGAAUGUUGGAUUUGAGGAUGGCACAAACCCACAAGCGUUCAAAGAGUGCCAGCUUUCCAGAAAAGAAAAGUGCGGAGGGAGAUAAACUUUCCGAUUCUUCUUUUGAAGCCUCUCAACGCAUCAAACUGAUUGAUCAGCUCGAGACAAGACUACAGGAUCAGUUUAAGGUUCGUUGUGCAUUAGAGAAGGCGUUAGGUUAUGGAACAGCUUCUUCGUACAUGCUGACUGAAACAAACGACAUUCCCAUGCCCAAGCCAGCUAUUGAUUUGAUCAAAGACAUUGCGGUUCUGGAGAUGGAAGUUAUUCAUUUGGAACAGUAUCUUCUUUCGUUAUAUCGAAAAGCCUUUGACCAGCGAAUCUCUUCUGUAACCCCGAAUUCGGAGAAAAAGAAGAAGAAGCCAAAGUCUCCUCCUGUAACAACCCCUACAAGGCGUCUAGUCUUUUGUGAAGAAGAUGAUACCCCAUCGAAAACAGAUCCUCUGCUUCCUGCAGGUUGCAGAGACCAAACGGAGUCCAGUUUUCACCGUAGCCACUCCCAGCGUUCUUCAGCAUUUAAGUUUAAGAAAGCUUCUCCAGAAGAUUCAUGGGGUAAAGCCAUCCGCUCAUGUCACUCCCAACCGCUGUAUGUGCACAAUGGAGAGAAUCUGAUCAGUCUAGCUGAACAUCUUGGCACCCGAAUCUCAGAUCAUGUUGCAGAGACACCCAACAAGCUGUCUGAAGGAAUGGUCAAGUGUAUGUCAGAGAUAUACUGCAAGCUUGCUGAGCCUCCUUCUGUACUUCUACAUCAACGAGGUUCAUCGCCAGACUCGUCUUUAUCAUCGCCCUCUGACCAAUACGAUACAUCUAGCCCUGGAUUGGGAAACAGCUCCUCUUUCGGUGAUUCUUUCCGUGUAGAAGGAGAGAAGGGCUUUAGUGGACAAUACAGCUCCAUGGUUGAAGUGCUUUGCAUUUACAGAGACGCCAAAAAGGCCAGUGAGGUCGAAGAUCUUCUGCAGAACUUCAAGUCGCUUAUCAGUAGGUUGGAGGAAGUCGAUCCAAGUAAGUUGAAACAUGAGGAGAAGCUGGCGUUCUGGAUAAAUGUGCACAAUGCACUUGUGAUGCAUGCCUUCUUAGCUUAUGGGAUUCCACAGAACAAUGUGAAGAGAGUAUUGCUGCUACUCAAGGCUGCAUAUAAUGUUGGUGGACACACGGUCACCGCGGAAGCAAUACAAAGCUCAAUUCUUGGAUGCAAAAUGUCUCAUCCUGGACAGUGGCUUAGACUACUAUUUGCUUCAAAGAAGUUCAAAACAGGAGAUGAGAGAUUAGCUUACGCAAUCGAUCACCCCGAACCUCUCCUACAUUUUGCACUUACUUCAGGCAGCCACUCCGAUCCCCCGGUGCGUGUAUAUACACCAAAGGGAAUCCAGCUAGAGCUAGAAACCUCGAAAGAAGACCACAUAAGAAUGAACUUUAGCAUACGCAAUCAGAAAGUCCAACUGCCAAAGCUUGUGGAGACCUUUGCAAAAGAGUCCGGUUUAUGUCCGGCGGGUUUGACGGAGAUGGUUAACCGGAGUAUACCGGAAUCUUCAAGAACAUGUUUUAAAUCACGCAAGGCCAUUGAUUGGAUCCCACACAGCUUUACAUUCAGAUAUCUUAUUCUUAGAGAAGCUGCCAAAUGAAAAAUUAUUCUUUCAUAUAAUGUGUGUAUAUAAAAAAGAUCGUUGUUGUGUCCCCAUUUUCUAAUUAUAAUAGUGUUGUGUUUUGUCUUGAUGAGUGGAUCUUGUCUCUUGACAGUUACUUGUCAUUAAAAAUAUCCCAUUGUAAUUCAGAGCUUGCA
Molecule: messenger RNA, 2789 nt
Organism: Brassica napus (rape)
Lineage: Eukaryota; Viridiplantae; Streptophyta; Magnoliopsida; Brassicales; Brassicaceae
Exons: 9
Coding region: 952-2631 (559 amino acids)
Source: RefSeq, a predicted model, not a curated record